Molecule: messenger RNA, 1839 nt
Organism: Aspergillus melleus
Lineage: Eukaryota; Fungi; Ascomycota; Eurotiomycetes; Eurotiales; Aspergillaceae
Product: acyl-CoA synthetase
Exons: 5
Coding region: 1-1839 (612 amino acids)
Biological process (GO): fatty acid metabolic process
Molecular function (GO): medium-chain fatty acid-CoA ligase activity
Source: RefSeq, a predicted model, not a curated record
AUGCAAGGGCGCACUCUACUCUCAGCCCUCUCGCGGGGCCCCGCGUCACGUCGCGCCAUCCCGACCGUCCUAGCUUCGAAAUCCUGCUUCAAUCGCUUACAAUCCUUGUCAACACCCCCUUUUCACCGAUCGUUAUCAUCUCUACCGAAUCUACCGCUCUUUCGAGCCCUUCAGGGCCACGAUCGAUCCAGCCCGGCUGUCGUCCACAGCGCGUCGUCGCGUUCCUUCACCUAUGGAAAUUUGGUCGCGGAUGUGCUUCUCGCGCAACAGCAGCUUUUCGAGUCCGCGGGCGGCCAUCACGAUGGUCUGUCAGGAGAGAGGGUCGCAUUUCUCGCGGAGAAUAGCUACGACUACGUAGUGACGCUUCUUUCCAUCCUUGCGAACGAUGCGAUCGCCCUUCCUCUCUCCCCGGCCUUCCCGAUCGGCGAAUUGCAGUAUAUCAUGGAUAAUUCACGUGCCAAAAUACUUGUUGCCACUGAGAAGUACGCGGAUAAAGCUCAGAAUAUCUUGAAGGCGGGGUUGAAUCGAGAGCCUAUCUUGAAUGUGCGGGAGAAAAUCACAGCCGGAGCGGACAUCUCCGAGAAUGUGACAUUGGAGGAUUACACGAAGACACCCAAAGGUGGCAUGAUGUUGUACACUUCAGGCACGACUAAUAGACCGAAAGGUGUGCUGAUCCCUCAAUCUGCGCUCACCGCGCAAGCGGCUUCGUUGCUGGAGGCGUGGAAAUACACCCCGGAAGACCGACUCCUCCAUCUCCUUCCGUUGCAUCAUAUCCAUGGAACCGUUAAUGCCAUCGUAGCUCCUAUUCUCGCCGGAUCGUCGAUCGAAUUCAUGUUCCCAUUCAACACCGAUGCCGUGUGGAAGAGACUUGCCGCUCCGUUCCUGCCGAACAGUACGUCGACGAGCACGAUCACGUUCCUAACAGCCGUUCCGACUAUCUAUAAUCGGCUACUGUCGUCAUUCCCGAGCUUAUCCCCUGAGCUUAAAGAGGCUGCUAGGCAGGGCAUUUCUCCCGAGAACCUUCGCCUUAACAUCUCUGGCUCGGCGGCUCUCCCAACCCCGACCAAGCAGGCGUGGCAAGAUCUUAGCAACGGCAACGUCCUCCUAGAACGUUACGGCAUGACAGAAGUUGGAAUGGCUAUCAGCUGCGGUCUAGACUUCGGGGACCGUGUCGACGGCAGCGUUGGCUGGCCAUUACCGUCUGUGGAAGCCAGGCUGGUAGACGCAGACACGAAUCAGGUCGUCAAGCCUGGCGAGGAGCUGGAUGAGAACGGCCGCGAACGGGAAGGCGAAAUCCAACUUCGCGGCCCUACCAUCUUCCGCGAGUACUGGGCCAACGAAAAAGCCACGCAGGAGGCCUUCGUCGACAGCGAUGACGGCAAAGGCCAGUGGUUCAAGACCGGCGACGUUGCGACGCGACGCAUUGUCGAGGAUGCUGGCAAAGGCACCAGUGGAGAGUGGGCGCGAGGCCCGAUGUACUUCAUCCAGGGAAGACAAAGUGUGGACAUUAUCAAAGUCGGUGGUGAGAAAGUCAGCGCGCUCGAAGUUGAGAGGGAGUUGCUUUCGCUUCCUCAGAUUGCCGAAGCUGCGGUGGUUGGCCUUCCGUCCGAUCAAUGGGGUCAACGAGUUGCUGCGAUCGUUGUCCUGAACGCCAAAAGCGCUGCUACUGGUCGCAAUGGCAAACCAUGGGGUCCAAUGGAUAUGCGAAGGGCGUUGAAGGACCGACUGGCAGCCUAUAAGAUGCCGCAGGAAAUGAAGAUUCUCGAUACGCCGAUUCCGAGAAAUGCCAUGGGGAAGGUAAACAAGAAAACGCUCGUCAAAGAGGUCUUCGAGGUAUAG